CCAGAGGAGGAGAGCAGCAGCACCUCCUGUCUCCUGUUCAUAGGCGCUCGUUGACACGACUGCAACUUUUUCGUCUUCCUCCGCCUCGCUCCCUCACAGUCCCCACGCACCUCCCUCCGCCCCCCGACGGGAUCCCAGGGUGGAAGACAUCAUCAGGCGGCUCUGCAGGCUGGAGGGGCCGGUCAUCCCUGCAUGGGCGGCGCUCAGACGGGAGCGCGGAGGGUGUUUUCCUCCUUUAAAAGCGCCGGACUGAGCCGGCCCACAUGACACACCGCGCGGCGUUAUCGACUCGAGGAGAGAGAGAGAGACACCUCUGAAGGCGCGCGCGCGCAUCACCUGAGCAGCUGUCAUCCGUCCGUCCUCCUGCAGCCCGCCGGCGCAUGAAGGAGAUCUGCCGCUGGAGAAAGUUGCGCAGCGCUUGUUGAAUGCAGGAUAUCAUCCGGCUGAAGUCCAAGUUCAGCUCCGGAGCGCACUCCCCACAUCUGUCACCGCCGAAAUGAAGUCUGCAGAAGAAGAUGCUUACAGCUACGCCCCAAAUGUCAGUCUGGCUCUUCCAAUAGGUGUAGCAAACACCUGCCUGGCUACCCAGUACCAUACCUUACAGUCCAGUCCUGUUAUCUCAGUUUCCUCCUGCCAUCAGACUGGCUACAGUUUGCAAAAUGACAAUCACGCAGCAUCAGGCUACUACCUGCCACCAAGUUUAAGACCCAACGGAGCUCCUGCCCUUGAAAGCCCUCGUAUUGAGAUCACAGCUUACAGCCAAUACCCGGAAGAUGAGGUGGAAGAGAGCAGCAGUGAGGACCGUGUCAUCAAGCGAGGGGUCAACUCUAUCGUCACCUUGACACUGCCGAAUGCUGAUGGUUAUCGAGAUCCCAGCUGCCUCAGCCCUGCCAGUAGCAUAUCAUCACGCAGCUGUAACUCAGAAGCAUCAUCAUAUGAGUCUGGCUUCUACAACUAUGACAAUUCCCCACAAAACUCCCCUUGGCAGUCGCCCUGUGUUUCUCCCAGAGGGUCAUUCUCACUUCUGUCAUGUCCACAUGCACUCGGCCCUGCAGGUUCCCCUCACCACUCCCCAUCCACGUCCCCCCAGAUUGGGGCUGUGGCAGAGGAAGGCUGGCCAGCACAACCUCGAGGCUCCAGGCCAAAUUCUCCCUCCUGCAGUGGAGGUGGUGCAGGCAGCAGUGUCAAUAUGGGAAAGAGAAAGUACAGCUUCAAUGGCUCCUCUUACCGCCAGGCAUCCCCCAACCAGUCACCUACACCCUCCCCACAUGGAUCACCCCGCAUCAGUGUCACAGAUGACAGCUGGCUAACUAACACCAACCAGUACACCAACUCUGCCAUUGUUGCUGCCAUAAAUGCUUUGACCACAGAUGGAGUGGUGGACAUGACAGAGGGAAUCCCAAUCAAGACACGCAAGACUAUGCUGGACAUCUCAUCCUCCAUGAGCCUGAAGGUGGAGCCCAGUGACGAGGAGCUGGCUGAUGGGGAGCUCUGUCAUGAGGAGUAUCCUUCUCGCCUGGCUCUUAAGAAGGAGAACUUUCAUGGAGGGUUCCUGGAUGUGCCCCAGCAUCCCUACUCAUGGCCUAAACCCAAGCCCUACCUCAGCCCUUCCCUGCCAGCCCUCGACUGGCAGUUGCCGUCCUGCUCUGGCCCGUACAACCUGCAGAUCGAGGUGCAACCCAAAUCUCACCACAGGGCCCACUAUGAGACGGAGGGCAGCAGAGGAGCAGUGAAGGCCCCAUCUGGAGGACACCCCGUAAUACAGCUUUAUGGCUACAUGGAAAGCGAGCCGCUCACCCUGCAGCUCUUCAUAGGGACCGCAGACGACCGCCUCCUGCGACCACAUGCCUUCUAUCAGGUCCAUCGCAUCACCGGCAAAACUGUCUCCACCGCCAGCCAUGAAGUUAUGCAAUCCAACACCAAAAUCCUGGAGAUCCCUCUGCUGCCUGAAAACAACAUGAGAGCUAUAAUCGAUUGUGCUGGAAUCCUGAAGCUACGUAAUUCCGACAUAGAGCUACGCAAAGGAGAAACAGACAUCGGGCGCAAAAACACUCGUGUCCGAUUGGUGUUUCGGGUGCACAUCGCGCAGCCCAACGGCAGGACGGUGUCCCUACAGACCGCCUCCAACCCCAUUGAAUGCUCCCAGCGCUCAGCUCAGGAGCUUCCAUUGGUGGAGAAGCAAAGCUUGGACAGCUACCCCGCCACCGGAGGCAAGAUGAUGCUUCUCAGCGGGCUCAAUUUUCUCCCCGAGUCCAAGGUGGUGUUUGUGGAGAAGGCACAGGAUGGACACCAUCUGUGGGAGGCAGAAGCCAAAGUUGACAAAGACUCCGUCAAAUCCAGCACUAUUGUUGUGGAGGUCCCACCAUACAAGAAUCAAAGAAUAUCCAGUCCCGUGCAAGUUAACUUCUAUGUGUGCAAUGGAAAGAGGAAGAGGAGCCAAUACCAACGCUUCACCUACCUGCCGCCAAAUGUGCCGAUAAUAAAGACAGAACCCAAUGAUGACUAUGAUUCUCUGGGGUCUGUUGGGCUCUCCUUGCAUUCAAAGCACUACUAUGGCCAGCCCAGACUCAAUUCAAUCAUGCCGGUGGCCGAUCCUGACGCCUGUCUGGUGGCUGGCUACCCUCCUUGUCUGCCUAGUCAUGCUGCCAUAACAACGUCAUCUGCCAGCUCCAGUCCUACGCUCCAUGACCUGUCCCCUGUAGCGUACAACAAAUGCCUCUCAAGCAGUCCCACCAAUGGAGCCCCGCCAGCCCCCAUUGUGCUCCCUAUUCCGGAGACGACCGUCUGCCCUAACCUUCCCCAUCCAACCCCGCAGGACCCCAACCCCUCUUUAGGGAUGCUUGAUUCUCAGGGCAGCCCUAUUCACCUCAACAGCCCUGGACCCCAUAGUUAUCAUCCUAUCUAUGCCAACAGCAGCUCCUCGUCCUCCCCAGUGUCCCACCCUUCCACACCAAGUGGAGCUGCAGAGAGUCCGUUUGCUCAAUCCUACAGCCCCAGUCCCACACAAGUAGCAGCCAGCUCGACCCAAGCUGGAGGGAGCCCAGCCAGUCUGCUUCCUGAGGAUGCCAGUCCCAUAUCAGCUGCCAUCACCGUCAAGCAAGAACCUCAGGAACUGGACCAGAUGUACCUAGAUGAUGUGAACGAAAUCAUCAGGAACGACCUCUCCAGCACCUCCGCGCACACUCACGCGUAGACAUCCAGAUGUUUUCUGCUGCAGCACAUGUACACACCCAGACAGAGGCGUCAACCGACGGCAGGCCAGGCGAGCUCGAGAUCCAGAUUAAGAAGAAAAAUAAAAAGGCCUUGACCAGGAUCUCCCCCCUCCUGACCGCCCUCCUUGAUUCAAAGACUCACAGCAGACAAUCACUGAAAAAAAACAGGUGAAUGUUUCAUUUAAAAAAAAAAAAAAAAA
Molecule: messenger RNA, 3412 nt
Organism: Oryzias melastigma (Indian medaka)
Lineage: Eukaryota; Metazoa; Chordata; Actinopteri; Beloniformes; Adrianichthyidae
Product: nuclear factor of activated T-cells, cytoplasmic 1
Exons: 10
Coding region: 497-3193 (898 amino acids)
Biological process (GO): cytokine production; regulation of transcription by RNA polymerase II; calcineurin-NFAT signaling cascade
Cellular component (GO): transcription regulator complex
Molecular function (GO): DNA-binding transcription factor activity, RNA polymerase II-specific; transcription factor binding; RNA polymerase II cis-regulatory region sequence-specific DNA binding
Source: RefSeq, a predicted model, not a curated record